Elaeis guineensis (African oil palm) is the source of this 969-nucleotide messenger RNA. Its product is annotated as salicylic acid-binding protein 2. Gene Ontology annotation, biological process: salicylic acid metabolic process; jasmonic acid metabolic process. Gene Ontology annotation, molecular function: methyl jasmonate esterase activity; methyl indole-3-acetate esterase activity; methyl salicylate esterase activity. Lineage: Eukaryota; Viridiplantae; Streptophyta; Magnoliopsida; Arecales; Arecaceae. The record is from RefSeq and is a predicted model, not a curated record.
UUACCACCAGAUCUGACUAUCUUGUCCGAAGGGGAUCAGAGAUGGAAGAGGGCGGGAGGAGGCAGAAGCACAUCAUCCUAGUGCAUGGAGCCUGUCAUGGAGCCUGGAGUUGGUACAAGGUGGCGACACUGCUGAGAUGCGCCGGGCACCAGGUAACGGUGCCCGAUCUCGCUGCUUCCGGCAUCGACGAGAGGAGGCUGCACGAGGUGUCGACCUUUGCCGACUACUCCCAACCGCUGCUGGACAUCCUGGCCGCGCUCCCACCUGGGGAGAGGGUCAUCCUGGUGGGCCACAGCUUGGGGGGGAUGAGCGUGUCCCUGGCCAUGGAGAGGUUCCCCGAGAGAAUAGCUGCGGCCGUCUUCCUUACGGCAUUCAUGCCGGCUCCCGCUUCCCGGCCGUCCCACGUCCUAGACAAGCUUUUCCAGGAGGCUCCGAUGUCAUUUUGGAUGGACACUCAGUUCAGCUCAAGUAGGGACCAAGAGAAAAGCCCUGUCUCCAUGUUGUUUGGUCCCUUAUUCAUAUCACUCAACCUCUACCAACUCUGCUCUGUCGAGGAUCUCACGCUGGGCACGACCUUAGUCAGGGUUGGAUCACCGUUUUUAGAAGAUCUAUCAUCUGCACCGCCUUUCUCUAAGGGCCAUUAUGGAUCGGUUGAUGUCGUCUACAUCAUUUGUUGUCAGGAUUUAGCAAUUACAGAGAAAUUUCAACGUUGGAUGAUCGAGAACAAUCCAGUUAAAGAGGUGAAGGUGAUUGAGGAAGCAGAUCAUAUGGCAAUGCUAUCAAGGCCAAAAGAGCUAUGCGAAUGUCUCUUAGAGAUUGUCACUACCUAUGUUUGAUUCGCUUCGUGUUAUCUUCUAUCCUACUAUGGGUAUAGUUAAUGUUACUGGUUUUCAUCUUGUUGUUGCUACUAUUGUUCCUUGUACCUCCAACUUUUACUUAAUUUUCAAAAUAUGGCUUCAUAACUAUCAA